AUGGCUCCUGCUUCCGAAGAUACCGUAAACUUCCUAAUUGAGAAACACCCAAAGACACCGAUUGACAGAGCUCCAAGCUCUCCUAAAGAAGACUCGGGUAUCUCGGUUACAUCUCAACAAAUUCUCACAUGCUUGAGGUCGUUUCCAAAAGUCAGAGUUUUUCAAAGAGCUGCUAUUCCGGUAAUAAAGGAGCCAGCCGGACUGCUUGAAAAAGGUAAUUACAGACCUGACAGAUGCAGUGGUUCCUUGGGCCAGAGACGCUCCUUGACGUGGGACGUAACUUUUUCCCACAAAAUGGCCGAAAGACAAACCAGUUUUAUGUCAACGGAGGCUGGGACCGCCGCGAUAAAAGCGUCUGACCAAAAAACAAUAAAAUAUGCCACUUUAAAUGAUAGCACCAAAAUGUUUACACCAGUAUGCAUUGAAACAUUUGGCCCAACUGAUGGGCAAACACAAACAUUUAUUAAUCAGUUAAUAGCAAAAGUUGUCGAGAUUUCCGGCAAUCCGGAAAAUAAACGUUACAUAAAACAAUACAUUUCAAUAUUAUUACAAAGAUUUAAAGCAUUUUGUAUCAUGGAGGGAGCAACGAAGUACCUUUCUGUGCAGGAACCCCAAACAUAA
Molecule: messenger RNA, 621 nt
Organism: Helobdella robusta
Lineage: Eukaryota; Metazoa; Annelida; Clitellata; Rhynchobdellida; Glossiphoniidae
Exons: 2
Coding region: 1-621 (206 amino acids)
Source: RefSeq, a predicted model, not a curated record